Molecule: messenger RNA, 1074 nt
Organism: Clonostachys byssicola
Lineage: Eukaryota; Fungi; Ascomycota; Sordariomycetes; Hypocreales; Bionectriaceae
Source: the annotation of a GenBank genome assembly
AUGCGUCUAGCCUAUUACCGCCCCCAGGCCCCGCUUCCGCAGGAUAAGAUCCUCCAACUAAUGCGUCUGUGGGUUGAAGAUGAACACUGCACCCAUGUUAUGAACAGAUUCGACAUAGACACUUCCUACAAGCCAUGCACCGUCAAUGCAAUCGGUGAAUCAUGCCAGACUCCGUUUCACGAUUUUCAUCAAGAUAUUUCGGCCAUGGAGGGUUGGAUUGCCGAGGCCAUGUGCAACAAAACGGUACCCAUCUAUGUGACUGCUCCAGGCAGCAAAGAUAUGUUUGGCGCACAUCCCUCCCGUGAAUUCGACAGGCACAUUUCAACUUCGCUCUUUUUCUGGCUCUACAGCCGCAGGUUCCGCCCAUACCGCAGCAACGUCGAGUUUGGGCGGUUCAUUGCACACCCAAUUCAUCCAGCCCAUCUGACCCCAGGCCUGGAGCCGAACGCCUUGGCACAAGACGUAGUGUCGAUGCACAAGGCAAUCUGCUCCCAGGUCGAUUCCCUCGUUGGAAAACACAAACCUAAGUGGGCCUGGGCUCCCCAUGACGACAGAGAUGUGUAUUGCGAUCCCCGCGUUUACCUAUUGCAGCCAAUCUUUCGAGCACUCGUCAUGAUAUUCCCGUCUCAAGAUUGUAACCUUUUCAACGCCAACUUUACCACAAUACCCGUCUUCCUGGUCCUCACAGGCGUCACUGAAGGUCUCAGCGAGCCCAUUACAUUCGAGUUUCUCGAUACUAAAGUUGAGUGCCAGCGGUUUUCCGACACUUUGAUCCAGUUACCACUUGAAGACGCGAUUCUCUUUGUCGAAAAGGUAGAGGCGCGUGAAGUUGCAGCCUACGGCCAACGCCCAGAUCUUGCUACGAUGGAUCAAGAGCUGUACCAAUAUCAUCUCAAGCUCAAUGGCUCGGAGCACGCGGAAGAGGAAAUGGUUCGACUCGGAUGGGAGGGUGAAAUACGUCUGGAAUGCCCCAGUUCGGAAUGGGUGUGGAAUCCCAAGAAGUAUCCCGACUUAGCUUGGAAGCUCUGGGAACUUGUCAACGACGAGGAAUUGGUGUGGCAUGAUCUCCGUUAG